AUGUUCAGCCCGUUAGCUCGGGGAUAUGGGACAUGGGCGGGAGAAAUUGAGUUAAAUCCAGACAGGGAAGUAACUGAACUCCAGCUACCAACCAUCCCGGAGGACCAAAGUCGAUCAAUCCAUAGACAUGGCGUUACAGUAUCGCCCAGAGUGUUUCGCUCUAACACAAACUUAUCAUUCUCUAGUCAUAAGGAAGAUGGAGAGCUUGAACUGCCAAAAACAUAUGUAACCAAAAAAGGUGCUCUACUCUUAUUUACGGCACCUAACGAGGACAUUGAAGGAACUCAAGAGUCCGUAAAAGUACUCCAUAAAAAGAAAGUUGAAAGCCUUUUGGAUCGUAGCUUGAAAUUGAAUACUCUUGAAAGGCUUUAUUUAUCAGCUUUACAAUUUGGUGACCUGUCGUACUACAGAAAAGAUAAAUGUAGCAUCACUGAUCCAGAAAACCAGUGGUUUUUAAAGUUUUUACAUGAUUUAGACAGACUAGAUAUUGAUGUUAGUACUAAACCUGGGGCUGAUAUCAAUUUCUAUCUUAGAGAUCUAAAAACACGAGCCAGUCAGAGAAUACAUGCUGGCGGUGACAGUACAACAAGAAGACAAAGAUCACAAGAACUACGCAGUUUAUUACACGAAUUAGAAGACGUCUGGAGAAGCAAGUCGAAAUCUUCAUUAAAACCAGAAUCGUCAUCGUUAUCACAGAG
Molecule: messenger RNA, 698 nt
Organism: Lottia gigantea (owl limpet)
Lineage: Eukaryota; Metazoa; Mollusca; Gastropoda; Lottiidae
Exons: 4
Source: RefSeq, a predicted model, not a curated record